Messenger RNA from Cladocopium goreaui, 630 nucleotides. Lineage: Eukaryota; Dinophyceae; Suessiales; Symbiodiniaceae. The record is from the annotation of a GenBank genome assembly.
AUGGCACGGGUCUACCGCCACGAGUCUCCGCUCUUGUGUGCCUUGGUGCAACGGCCCAUUCGCCUACUGCUGGCUUUAAGCCUGGGGGUCGCUCUGGCCAGCCUUCUGGGAUGCAUACGGCUCAUUUGGAGGCAAAGCAUUAAGAGAUGGCUGGUGAUUGCCCUCCUGUUGACCCUCCUGUUGAGCGUUGCCUGCGCCCACGGCGGAAGCUCCAUGUCUUCCGUGCUGGGCUUCGCCUGGGACUCUGGCCAUGCCACCAUCGGCCCCCUGACGUCGCCCAUCCUCUUGAGCCUGGGCAUUGGCAUGGCCACACCCAGACGCCGGCCGAGUGACCAGGAGGAGGCGCAGCUGGACGACCUGGCGGGCUUCGGGCUCAUUGGCUUCAGUUCUCUGCUGCCGGUCAUGGCGGUGGAGAUUCUGGCACUCUGCGUGGCUGAUGCAGAUGCCUCUUGGCACGGCUUCGGGGAGUUUGAAGGAUCCAGAUGUCCCAUGGCUUUCGACCUGUUGGACUUGCGUUCCCAGCUGCAAAGUGGCCUUCUGAGGGUCUCCGAGUGCGUGCUUCCGUCCAUGGGUGCCUUGGGUCGCAACGAAUCUGGGGAUAUCUGGGCACCCAGAAACAGGGGGACUUGA